Molecule: messenger RNA, 1674 nt
Organism: Myzus persicae (green peach aphid)
Lineage: Eukaryota; Metazoa; Arthropoda; Insecta; Hemiptera; Aphididae
Product: zinc finger MYM-type protein 1-like
Exons: 5
Coding region: 1-1674 (557 amino acids)
Source: RefSeq, a predicted model, not a curated record
AUGGAUAAAAAGAAAAGAAAAGGCGGCGCUGCUCGUCUGCGUGAAAGCAAAAAAAAAAUGCUACUUGUAGCCGGUUCUUCCUGUCAUAGUUUAGUCAGUAUGUUUAAGAAAGCCGAAUUUAAUCAGAUGGAAAUAACUGAAUCUGAUAAUUCUAAUUGUGAUGCAGGGGUAGAUGCUAAAACUCAAAUUAUUGAGCCUAAUGAUGAAUUAAAUGUGUCCAAUGAUAAUGAAUUUAAAGACUUGCAAUCUUCUAGUCAAACUGUAUUAAAUACAAGUACAAAUUAUAUGAUUGAUAAUAUUGAGCCUGUUGAUGAAUUAAAUGUGUCCAAUGAUAAUUUCAGUAUUAAAUCAAAUAACAUUACUCAAGAUGUUUCUGAUAUAUCACAUACAAAGUAUGAAGAUCCAGUACAGCCAAAUCUAUGUAUUUAUCCCAGGAAUAGUGUAAAUAGAUCAUUUAAUUCUAAGGGACAUGAUGAAUCUAAUGAGUCAACCAAUCGUGGAAAUUUUAUUGAGUUGCUAAAUACGUUUACUGAUCCUGAAACUAUAACUAAAUUAUCUGCUAGAUAUGGUCACUAUACUUCUCCGGAAUACCAAAAUGAUUUGAUCAAGACUAUAGCUUCUAGUACUAUGAAAAAUAUUAUUGAAAAAAUUGCUUUCACUGGAGCUUAUUCCAUACUUGUUGAUGAAACGAAAGACGCAAGCAAAAAGGAGCAGUUAUCAUUCAUUAUUAGAUUUGUUGAUGACAACUUAAAUAUCCAUGAAAAAGCAAUUGGUUGCUAUCAUAUGAAGAAAUGUGAUGCCUAUACUUUAAGUCAAGAAAUUCUUAAUAUUGCUGCCCAUAAUAAGUUAGAUAUACAAAAAUGUGUAGCACAGUGUUAUGACGGGGCAUCAGUUAUGAGUGGACUAUUUUCAGGAGUUCAAAAAAGAAUAGUAGAUAUUGUGCCACAUGCUAUCUAUAUUCACUGCCAUGCUCACCGUCUUAACUUAUGUUUGGUGAAUACAAUUCAAAAUAAUAAUAUUGUAGUUGAUUUUUUUGACACAGUUCAAUCACUGUAUAAAUAUUUAAUGAAUGGGCAUACACGAUAUGAGUUAUUUAUGAAAAUUCAAAGAGACAAGAAACUAAAAGAAAUACAUUUAGAACGUCUGGUAGAAACUCGGUGGUCCUAUUGGCAUUCAUCUCUUAAAAAAAUUCAAAUACGGUAUAGUGAAAUUAAAGAUGUAUUAAAAGUAUUAACAGUUCAAGAUGAUCAAGCAGCCAGAGCUAUAGGUUUACUUGAAGAAAUAUCAACUUUUCGGUUUAUUUUAAUUUUGUAUAUUAUGGAACAAAUUUUGAGCACUAUUCAUUGUGUAUCAUGUCAACUUCAAUGUUCUACAAUUUUAUUACCUAAAGCUAUAAAUUUAGUAAAUUCAACAAAAAAUCAACUAAUAAAUCUACGGUCUGAAGAAAAUUUUACAUAUAUUUAUAAUGAAGCAAAAAUAUGUGCUAUAAAGAACCAAGUAACCAUAGAAAAAGAAGAAGAAAGAAAUAUUCGCCUCAGAAAAAAAUAUGAACCAUCAAAAAAAUUUGAAGACUUUUUUAUAAUGAGUACUUUAGGUCAAACAGGAACUAAGCAAGCAAAACAUAAUGGGAAAAAUGUAAAAACUGAUGUUUUGUUCAAUGUCAUAGAUAGGUAA